UUAUAGCAAACAUCGCUUUUCAUGUCAAUUUCGAUCGUUUAAGCAACCCACACGUGUCGACAUUGCAUAACCAAAAUCUCGAUCCAUUCACACGUGAAGGCCCAGUCAAGCGGAUUGAACCUUUUAAUACGUGCGAAAAUCAACAGCGAGCAAGAAAAACGACUUUUAUGAAGAGCUAUUAAGCGACCCAUAUACGAAAGGGUUUGUUUACGUACAAUGUUUCAGUAACGGGGUGUUCAGGACUUCAGUGUAGCCACGACACUCGCCGUGACACGACGUUAUCUGAAAAACCGCUUUAAGGGUCGCGCAAAAAACGCCGACGUAUUUUGCUAAAACAUUUUAUCCCUUUACUGAUAUUUUGGUGCGUUUUCUUCAAAUAAAUGAUAAAUUUAGUGCUUUAUUAGGUUUUUAAAUGUGUGAAGUUGAGGACGUUAAAAUGAAUUUAGCAAGCAAGAAGCAAGUUUAUUGGUUGCUGUAAGAAGUCGUGAUCGGAAAUAUCUACGAAGGGAUAAGUAGCAGCGAUUUGCCACCAUGAUGCGUCUACUCAUCUAUCAGCUGGGAUUAUUGUCACUAGUCACCAUUGAGCCAUAAUUCCAGUGAUGCAUCGCAAUGUACGGUAACUGGAGCGCGGAGGGAGCGGACGAGGAUCGGACGCCGGCCCAUGUAGCCGUGCUGAUCGUGCUCUAUGUGCUAGUGUCUGUCAUUGGCAUUAUUGGAAAUGUAAGUCUAAUGGCAGCAUUGGCAAGUGGCGGCGCAUCCAGACUGCGCACACCGCAAUUACUAAGCGCGUGCGCAGCUGACCUUUUGGUGUGCGCAGCUAGCGCUCCACUGGCCGCUACACGAGCAGUGCAUCACCAGCAAACCCCUUGCCAUUUUACAUUUUAUAUUGAGUCGUUCCCUGUGGCGGCCAGUACUCUAUCUCUGGUUGCCAUGGCAGCGGACCGAUGUGGUGCGGUGAGGCGGGGUCGCGGCUCUUUAUGUGACAGACCUUUCCUCGCUGUGGCUGUUGUUUGGAUAUCCGCUCUCAUACUGGGUGGAGUAACCGUAAUAGCGACAUGUCUAUCAUGCCCACCGCUGGCCGCAGCGCACGCAGUAGUCACAUUCUGCGUGCCAGUGAUUGCAGUCACAAGAUGUCAUUGGAGUGUCCGCGUGAAGCUCACAGCUCUGUCCCUCACGGCGCGGGCAGCGCAUGGAGAAUUGCCCCUACCAGUUCCUUUGAUUCGACGACCGACACAUGUGAUUAUAGUAGCUGGCGUCGGCCCUCGGGAAAGACGAGACGCAGUUGACGUCGGUGAUGUCAGAUCCAAGAAACUGCAGCCGAGUCUCCUCGGUCCACAACCGCAAACGUCAACGCUUCGAUCCCGUAGAAGAUUGGGAAAUGUUCUCAUAGGAAUCGCUGCUAUAUUCGCAGCCUGCUGGUGUCCGUUUGCAGCCAUAGUGAUAUGCAGCGCGUUCGGUCUAAAUGCUCCCUUAGUGAUGUCGCAGUAUGCCUUGUUAUUAGGCCAUGCACAUUCCGCUAUGAAUGCCGCAGCUUAUUGGGUAUUAAAUAGACAUGCGCUCACUGCAGCUUGUGCUGCAUGGCGUAUUCCUCAGUUGAGGGUAAGAGAAGAAAGGCCGUCAUCAACAAACGAGGCAGCGUUGGGAGCGUUUCACCCUCGCCUCGCUCGUCCUGCUCCCUCCCCGCGGCCCCCUCCUUCCAGUUUCCUCUAUUGAUACUACUUUUCUAAACUCUUUGAUCUGUGAUUCCUGUCUUUCAGUGCCUCGUAUAGUCUACUCGCAUGAGCGUGCUCUAUUCAUCGUUAUAAACAUGGUUGUAUAAGAUUUUAUGGAGAAUAAUAUCCGUGAAGCAAUAAAGUGUAUGAAACACU
Pieris brassicae (large cabbage white) is the source of this 1868-nucleotide messenger RNA. RefSeq names its product galanin receptor type 3 (gene NGR-A17). Gene Ontology annotation, molecular function: G protein-coupled receptor activity. Gene Ontology annotation, biological process: G protein-coupled receptor signaling pathway. Gene Ontology annotation, cellular component: membrane. The coding region runs from base 610 to 1713 and encodes 367 amino acids. The transcript has 6 exons. The record is from RefSeq and is a predicted model, not a curated record. NCBI's taxonomy places the organism in Eukaryota, Metazoa, Arthropoda, Insecta, Lepidoptera, Pieridae.